Linum tenue is the source of this 1337-nucleotide messenger RNA. The record is from the annotation of a GenBank genome assembly. Lineage: Eukaryota; Viridiplantae; Streptophyta; Magnoliopsida; Malpighiales; Linaceae.
CUCUAACUAUCUAUUCGGCGAUCCAUCCAUCCUUGUAUGUUGUAUAUAAAGCAGGUUCUUUCUCAUUCAUCCUCCCAAAUUUGCCAGUUCUUCGCAGUUGCUUUCACUGCUAGAAACACAGAGAAAGUAACCCCAGAAAGAAAGAAAACCCACCAAAGCCCCCUAAUUUGGAAACGAAAGAAAUGCCAGACAGAGAGAAUUCUUGCGUCGUUCGUGAAUCCCGCCAGGUGGUGAGGAAGUUCCUGGCCAGGCCUCAGCACGAGGGAGUCGGCGCCAUUGUUAGAAGGAGCAUUGGAAGAUUCGAGCUGAAAUACUUCGAUCCUUUCCUUGCUCUUGAUGAGUUCUCUGGUUGUCACUGCGCCAGCAGGGUUCCCCGAUCAUCCACACAGAGGUCUGGUUUUUUCUCCCUGAAAUUUCCACCCUUCCGUUUACAUUUCAAUCCAGCAAUGGGAUUAAGAGCGGAAAGACUGAAUUUUUCUGUUUACUCUGUUUUCUGUCCAACAGGUUUCGAGACGGUCACAUACAUGUUACAGGGCUCGGUCCUGCACGAAGACUUCGAAGGUCACAAAGGGACAAUCGCAGCCGGCGACUUGCAAUGGAUGACGGCCGGCAGAGGGAUCGUUCACUCCGAGAUGCCUGCAGCUCAAGGCACCCAAAAGGGUCUCCAGCUCUGGAUCAACCUUUCUUCCAAGCACAAAAUGAUAGAGCCAAGGUACCAAGAAAUCUCGAGCAAGGACAUCGCGGAAGCAUCGAACGACGGAGUGAAGGUGAGAGUGAUAGCAGGGGAAGCCUUGGGAGCCAAGUCACCGGUGUACACGAGGACGCCAACCAUGUACUUGGAUUUCACGCUCGAGCCGGGAGCAAGGCUGCAGCAGCCGAUUCCGGCAUCGUGGAACGCAUUCGUGUACGUGCUCGACGGAGAAGGAGGGUUUGGGAGUGGAAGUAAAGCUGUGACCGCAUUGGCUCACCAUCUCCUGCUUCUGAGCAGCGGUGGGGGGGAUGGGCUGGAGGCGUGGAACAAAACGGCCAAGCCGGCCAGAUUCAUAUUGGUCGGCGGGCAGCCGUUGGGGGAGCCUUUGGCGCAAUUGGGUCCGUUUGUGAUGAACAGUGAGGAAGAGAUUGAUCAGGCCAUUGAUGACUUUGAGAAGUGUGUGAAUGGGUUUGAGAAGGCUCGGCAUUGGAGGUCUGAGAGUGGGAUUAGCCUUGGGUUUUAGUCUUUUAGAGGAUGAAACAGGGUUAUGGAUGAAGAGUAGGAUAUAGAGAUUACUCUCAAAAUGUAUAUUAGGUCUUUCUUUUUGUUUUCAUUAUUUGAAUGGAAAAAGAUCUACAUUUCACUA